Lactuca virosa is the source of this 321-nucleotide messenger RNA. NCBI's taxonomy places the organism in Eukaryota, Viridiplantae, Streptophyta, Magnoliopsida, Asterales, Asteraceae. The record is from the annotation of a GenBank genome assembly.
AUGGCUCACUUAAAACUUGUCUUAUUUUGCUUCUUCUUCUCUGGAAUCUUGAUUUUCCGACCAACCACCGCCAGACCCAUCGUUAAACAGUCAAGAGAAAUAGAUCAAACAUUACCAGCUCUUGCUCCAGAUUCAGCUUCUUUAGUGCCUGCGGAGUCGCCGGAUGGAUCAGACCUUGAUCAUGAUCUCCAGACGAAAAAGCAUCAUCACUCGUCGGUUGCCGGCGGCGGAGUGAUAGUCGGCGGACUUGUCACUAUCGCAUUUGCAGCGGUUUACUGCUACAUUCGGGUCACUCGUAAAAGAGAAGGGGAACACCAUUGA